UACACACAUUAAAGUGUUUGAUUUUUUUUCUCUCCUUCUCAUUUAAAAAAAUUAUUUUCUUCUAUUCAAAUUGUAAGAAGACAAAAAAAUUUAUUUUCACUCUCUGUCAUGCAUACCAAAAUGGUAUACAAAAGAAAUGAACAACCACAUGUCAUAUUUGUACCAUAUCCUAGCCAAGGUCACGUUAACCCACUCCUCCAAUUUGCAAAACGUUUAACCUCAAAAGGUAUCAAAGCGACCAUAGCCACAACUGAAUACACUGUAAAGUCAAUUCAUUCUCCAAACAUCUCAGUUGAAGCAAUUUCUGAUGGAUUUGAUGAGGGUGGUUUCUCCCAAGCCCAAAAAGCUGAUGUAUUUCUCAAUUCGUUCGAAGAAAAUGGCUCGAGAACUCUAUCACAACUUGGAAAAUUACAAAAAUCAACACAUCCGAUAAGUUGCAUAGUUUACGAUUCGUUCUUUCCAUGGGCUCUUCAUGUGGCAAAAAAACAUGGAAUUUAUGGAGCUGCAUUUUUCACAAAUUCCGCCACGGUUUGUGCUGUGUUUGCUCAUAUUCACCAAGGAACAUUUCCAUUGCCAGUGAGGAUUGAAGAAAAUGAACCUUUGUUAUUGCCUGGUUUACCUUCUUUGUACCCUCUUGAUGUUCCUGGAUUUAUUAGGGAGCCUGAAAGUUACCCUGCUUAUUUAGCUAUGAAAAUGAGUCAAUCCUCCAAUGUGGAAAAUGCUGACUGGAUUUUUGAUAACUCAUUUGUAGAACUAGAAGGAGAGAUAGCAAGAGGAGUAUCAAAUCUUUGGCCAGGAAAGUUAAUUGGACCAAUGGUGCCAUCUUCAUAUUUGGAUGGAAGAAUUGAAGAUGACAAAGGGUACGGAGCAAGUCUAUGGAAACCCCUUAGUGAAGAAUGCCUCAAAUGGCUAAAAACAAAACCAAUUCAAUCAGUAAUUUACAUUUCCUUCGGAAGCAUGGUAGCACUCACACCAAACCAAAUGGAAGAAAUGGCAUAUGCUUUGAUAGGCAGCAAUAUGAAUUUUCUUUGGGUUGUAAGAGAAACUGAAAAAUGCAAAUUGCCUAAAGGAUUCGUAGAAUCCACAAAAGGGAAAGGACUCAUAGUGUCAUGGUGCAAUCAGCUCGAAACGCUCGCAAAUCAAGCCAUUAGUUGCUUCGUGACUCAUUGUGGAUGGAAUUCGACUCUGGAAGGUCUGAGCCUUGGUGUGCCAAUGGUGGCGAUGCCACAAUGGUCCGAUCAAAUGACGGAUCCUAAAUUUAUAGAUGAAAUAUGGAAAAUUGGUGUGAGGCCUAAGUUGGAUGAGUUUGGAAUUGUUAGAAGAGAAGAGUUAUUGUUUUGUUUAAAAGAGGUAAUGGAAGGGGAGAGGAGCUAUGAGAUUAGGAGAAAUGCUAGAAAAUGGAGAAAUUUGGCUAAGACAGCAGUUAGUGAAGGAGGUAGUUCGGACAAGGCUAUUAAUGAAUUUGUGGACAUUCUAAAUUUAGCCUGCUAGAUGAAGUACAAGAAAUUCUUGGUAGCAUGCUAAUAAUAUGUAGUCUAUUAUAUUGGAGUAUUAUUUUCAUGGCUUAUUAGCUAAUUGAUAGCAAUGAAGUUUAGAUUAUAUGAAUUUGAAAUUUUCUCA
Molecule: messenger RNA, 1620 nt
Organism: Lycium barbarum (goji berry)
Lineage: Eukaryota; Viridiplantae; Streptophyta; Magnoliopsida; Solanales; Solanaceae
Product: UDP-glycosyltransferase 74B1
Molecular function (GO): UDP-glycosyltransferase activity
Source: RefSeq, a predicted model, not a curated record